This is a messenger RNA of Aspergillus chevalieri, 1491 nucleotides long. Its product is annotated as aldehyde dehydrogenase family protein. Lineage: Eukaryota; Fungi; Ascomycota; Eurotiomycetes; Eurotiales; Aspergillaceae. The coding region runs from base 1 to 1491 and encodes 496 amino acids. The record is from RefSeq and is a predicted model, not a curated record. The transcript is spliced from 3 exons. Gene Ontology annotation, molecular function: aldehyde dehydrogenase (NAD+) activity.
AUGUCUCUCAUCGCUUCUAUCAAGACUCCUCACAUCACAGUUGAGCAGCCCGUCGGCCUGUUCAUCAACAACGAAUACGUCAAGGGCUCCGAGGGUAAGACCUUCGAGACCGUCAACCCCGCCAACGAGCAGGUCAUCACCUCCGUCCAUGAGGCCAACGAGAAGGAUGUCGACAUCGCCGUGGCCGCCGCCCGCAAGGCCUUUGAGGGCGAAUGGAGACGGGUUACCCCGUCCGACCGUGGUCGUCUCCUGAACAAGCUGGCCGACCUGAUUGAGCGCGACAUUGAUGCUCUGGCCGCCAUUGAGGCCCUCGACAACGGCAAGGCCCUCACCAUGGCCAAGGUCGACUUGGCCAACGCCCUGGGCUGCAUCCGUUACUACGCCGGCUGGUCCGACAAAAUCCACGGUCAGACCAUUGACACCAACCCCGAGACCCUCUCCUACACCCGUCACGAAGCCAUUGGUGUCUGCGGUCAGAUCAUCCCCUGGAACUUCCCCUUCCUCAUGUGGGCUUGGAAGAUCGCCCCCGCCAUCGCCGCCGGUAACACCGUCGUCCUCAAGACUGCUGAGCAGACCCCCCUCUCCGGUCUGUACGCCGGUAAGCUCAUCAAGGAGGCUGGUUUCCCCCCUGGUGUGAUCAACAUCAUCUCCGGUUUCGGUCGUGUCGCUGGUGCGGCCAUCUCCAGCCACAUGGACAUCGACAAGGUCGCCUUCACCGGUUCCACCGCUGUCGGCCGUACCAUCCUCCAGGCCGCGGCCAAGAGCAACCUCAAGAAGGUUACCCUCGAGCUGGGUGGCAAGUCUCCCAACAUUGUCUUCGAGGAUGCCGACAUUGACAACGCCAUCUCGUGGGCCAACUUUGGUAUCUUCUUCAACCACGGCCAAUGCUGCUGCGCCGGUUCGCGCCUGCUAGUCCAAGAGAGCAUCCACGACAAGUUCGUCGCCCGCUUCCGCGAGCGUGCCGCCCAGAACAAGCUCGGUGACCCCUUCGCCGCCGACACCUUCCAGGGUCCUCAGGUUUCCCAGCUCCAGUUCGACCGCAUCAUGGAAUACAUCAAGCACGGUAAGGAUGCUGGUGCCACCGUUGCGCUCGGUGGUGAGCGCCACGGCGACAAGGGCUACUACAUCCAGCCCACUUUGUUCACCGAUGUCACUUCCGACAUGAAGAUCGCCCAGGAGGAGAUCUUCGGUCCCGUCAUCACCGUCCAGAAGUUCAAGGACAUUGACGAGGCCAUCAAGAUCGGUAACAGCACUCAAUACGGUCUCGCUGCCGGUGUCCACACCAAGAACGUCAACACUGCCAUCCGUGUGUCCAACGCUCUCAAGGCCGGUACCGUCUGGAUCAACAACUACAACAUGAUCUCCUACCAGGCUCCCUUUGGUGGUUUCAAGGAGUCCGGUAUUGGCCGCGAGCUGGGAUCGUACGCCCUGGAGAACUACACCCAGGUCAAGACCGUCCACUACCGUCUGGGCGACGCUCUCUUUGGUUAA